This is a messenger RNA of Rotaria sp. Silwood1, 489 nucleotides long. Lineage: Eukaryota; Metazoa; Rotifera; Eurotatoria; Philodinida; Philodinidae. The record is from the annotation of a GenBank genome assembly.
AUGACACCUGGGAUUAUUAAUCGACAUUGGUAUAAAUGGUUACAAGCAGAAUUAGUGAAAAUAGGUUUUGAUGCUAUUGCGCCAACAUUCCCGGAUGAGAAAGAAGCAAAAGAUUCCAUAUGGAUACCAUUCAUAUUAGACAAUUUAGGUGUAGCAGAAAAUGAUAUAUUAAUCGGACAUAGUUCUGGUGCCAUGGCUAUUCUACGCGUAUGUGAACAAGUGAAAGUCAAAGGACUAAUAUUAGUAUCAGCUGGCUACUAUGAUCAUGACGCAGAUCAACUCUGGAAUUGGAAGAAAAUAAAAGCUAAUGCACAAUGGAUUGAGCAAUUUCAUAGUUCUGAUGAUCCAUUCACACCAGUUGAUAGUAGCCGUCAUAUAGCCAAAGAAGUACAAAGUACAUAUCAUGAAUUCAAUGAUCGCAAUCAUUUCUUAUGUACUGAAUUUCCAGAUUUAAUCGAUGUAAUAAAAUAUCGAUGUGGAUUAUCAUAA